UUGAUUUUGCGGCGAAUGGCGAAAAGUGUCUGUCGCCGGGUGACGGUUCGGCGCUGACCCGGUCCCAGCAGUUGCGCUCCUGCAUCAGAAUUCAACUGAUACGAUACAAUGGGAAUCCAAGGGUUGCUCCAGUUUAUCAAAGAGGCAGCUGAACCAACUCAUGUAAAGAAGUACAAAGGACAAGUAGUUGCUGUAGACACUUAUUGCUGGCUGCACAAAGGAGCCUAUGCAUGUGCAGAAAAACUAGCAAAAGGAGAAGCCACAGACCAAUAUGUAGUUUAUUGCAUGAAACUUGUUGAUAUGCUUUUAUCAUUUGGAGUUAAACCAAUUCUGGUAUUUGAUGGAUGCACUCUGCCUUCAAAAAAAGAAGUUGAAAAAACAAGAAGAGAAAAACGACAAACAAAUCUCCUAAAAGGGAAACAGCUGCUCCGUGAAGGGAAAUUAUCAGAAGCAAGAGAAUGCUUUGCUCGCAGCAUUAAUGUUACACAUGCAAUGGCUUGUGAAGUGAUUAAAGCUGCCCGAGCUCGAGGAAUAGAUUGUCUUGUUGCGCCUUAUGAAGCUGAUGCUCAGUUAGCUUAUCUGAACAAAGCUGGCAUGGUCCAGGCUAUAAUUACGGAGGAUUCUGAUCUCCUCGCUUUUGGAUGCAAAAAGGUAUUUCUUAAAAUUGACAAAUUUGGAAAUGGCUUAGAAAUUGAUCAAGCUCGCCUCGGAAUGUGCAAACAGCUUGGGGAUGUCUUUACAGAAGAGAAAUUCCGCUACAUGUGUAUUCUUUCUGGUUGUGACUACCUUCCAUCCAUUCAUGGUAUUGGCUUAGGCAAGUCUUGCAAACUGUUAAAGAUAGCCAAUAACCCCGAUAUUAUCAAGAUCAUUGGAAAAAUGGGACAGUAUUUAAAAAUGAAUAUUUCAGUAUCUGAAGAAUACAUACAAGGAUUUAUUCGGGCUAAUAAUACUUUCCUCUAUCAGUUGGUUUUUGACCCCCUCAGAAGGAAACUUGUUCCUUUGAAUGCUUAUGAAGAUGAUAUUGAGCCAGAAACUCUAGUUUACGCUGGAAAAUACUUGGAUGAUAGGACUGCUUUUCAAAUUGCACUUGGAAAUAAAGAUAUUUUCACAAUGGAGCAAAUUGAUGACUAUGAUCCUGAUGUAUCAUCGUCUCAUAUUGGAGAAUUUUCUGAUUUUAUUGAAGAAGCAUCAGAAGAAGAACUUUUAAGCCAGUAUUUUUCUGACUCAAAAAAAACCAAAACAGAAAAAUGUGAUGAGAAGCAGCAACUUUUUAGUGAAACAUCUGCAUCCUGUGCUUCCCAGGACUCAUGCAAAAAUAAGGACAAUUCUUGUGUUCAGCCCAGGCUUAGAAAUAAAUUUGCCACUAUUUUUCAGAAGGAAAAUGAAAACAAUGGUGCAGUGGUUGUUCCAGGAACCAGAAGCAGAUUUUUCUGCAACAUUGGAGAUCUGCCUGAGACUAUAUCGAACAACAAAACUGACCUGCCUCUACAGGACAAUGAGGCUGAUAGUCCAACUAAGGAAAUAAAGAAAUUAACAGAAGACCACAGUCCCUGUUCAUUGGAGACUGAAGAAAUAGAAAGAAAGGUCUCAACCACACCUGGGGUAGGACAGUCCAGCUGUUUCACUUGGUCUAGAAACUUUGCAGAGAAAUCUUCGACUCCUAGCCUAUCACAAAGCAUAGCACUGCUAAAGCAGUAUCAAAGACCCAGUAAAGACACAGGGAAAGACAAUAGUGUGACUGGAUCACAAAUAACCUCACCAGCAAAUAAAAAGUCUGGUGAAGAGUCAUCACCUUUAAAAGAACAGCGGUGUUUAUCAAAGCAGAAUUUUGACAAGCUGUUGCAAAGCAAGGUGGAUACUUCAGAAAAGUCCCCAGUGACCAAGAAAAAUGCUGCUCCUGCCAAAGAAACUGACAGCAGUCCAGAACCAGGUGAUAAUCUGAAUUCUCAGAUCCUUCCAUUUUCAGAAUGUAGAGAUAAUAAGAGCACAGUUUCCAAAAAUAUGAUUCCUGCAUUAUGUAGAACAAAUUCUCUAAAAUCUCCUAUGGUGGAAAAACAUAAAUUAUUGAUGCCCGCCAAAGUUAGUGGCUUAAGCAAGAAAAUAACAAGUAUAAAGAAAAAACAUCAUGAUACUGAAAACAAGUCAGGACAGCAAGUGAAAAUUAAUGAUCUCUGGAAGAGCUUCCAGUUCAAAAGGGAAUCAGAAAUACUACCUUCCUGUAGAAAAUCAAAACCAUUGUCUCCAAUUAAAGAUAAUAACCAACUCCCUCCAGACACAUUUGAUGAAACUUUUGAUAACUGCAAUGGAAAAUAUUUUAGUGAAGUGGUACUGCAGACCUGA
Molecule: messenger RNA, 2340 nt
Organism: Thamnophis sirtalis
Lineage: Eukaryota; Metazoa; Chordata; Lepidosauria; Squamata; Natricidae
Source: RefSeq, a predicted model, not a curated record